GAAUGGUCCAGAAGUUGGACCAGAAACUCCCGGUGGCCAACGAGUACCUCCUGCUGUCAGGAGGUGUUCGGGAAGGCGUGGUGGACAUGGACCUAGACGAUCUGAGUGUCUACGCCCGGGGGACAGACUACGACAUGGACUUCACCCUCUUGGUCCCGGCGCUCAAACUCCACGACCGCAACCAGCCCGUGACCCUGGACAUGAGGCACUCGGCGCUCGGCCACUCCUGGCUCAGCCUCCGUCUUUUUGACGAAGGGACCAUCAACAAGUGGAAGGACUGUUGCACCAUCGUGGACCACAUCAGCGGGACCACCAACUACUUCUUCUCCCCCACCCUGGUGGCGGACUGGUUCUACCAGUCCAUCUCCCUGGUGCUGCUGGAGGUGCAGAAGAAGCCCCAGAGAGGGACGCCCAGGGUGGAGAAGGUGGAGCGCAACGGGACCAUCAUCUCCGUCAUCCUGGGCGUGGGCAGCAGCAGGAUGCUCUACGACAUCGUCCCUGUGGUGUCCUUCAAGGGCUGGCCCGCCGUGGCUCAGAGCUGGCUCAUGGAGAACCACUUCUGGGACGGAAAGAUCACGGAGGAGGAGGUGAUCAGCGGUUUCUACCUGGUCCCCGCCUGCUCCCACAAGGGCCGCAAGGAGAACGAGUGGCGCCUGUCGUUCGCCCGCAGCGAGGUGCAGCUGAAGAAGUGCAUCUCGUCCAGCCUCAUGCAGGCGUACCAGGCCUGCAAGGCCAUCAUCAUCAAGCUGCUGUCCCGCCCCAAAGCCAUCAGCCCCUACCACCUGCGCAGCAUCAUGCUGUGGGCCUGCGACCGCCUGCCSGCCACCUACCUGGGCCAGGAUGACCUGUCCGCCCACUUCCUGCUGGGCCUGAUCGACGACCUGCAGCACUGCCUGGUCAACAAGACGUGCCCCAACUACUUCAUCCCUCAGUGCAACAUGCUGGAGCACCUGUCGGACGAGACGGCCGUGCUGCACGCCCGCAAACUGUCCUCGGUGCGCUCCGACCCCGCCGAGCACCUGCGCAGCACCAUMGAGCACGCCAAGGCCGCCAACAGGCUGACCGUGGAGCUGCAGUGGCGAGGCAGCUCCAACAGCCUGCCGUCGCCGCAGUCCGACGCCGGUGGGGACAGCCAGCCCGACGACCGGCUGGCCAAGAAGCUCCAGCAGCUCGUCACCGAGAACCCCGGCAAGUCCAUCUCCGUCUUCAUCAACCCGGACGACGUCACGCGGCCGCACUUCCGCAUCGACGACAAGUUCUUCUGAGACUGAUGGACGCUCCCCGGGUGCUGCUCCCCCCGAGCCCCUCCCCCCGAGUCCCUCUCUCGGUGCCGCUCCCCACUCCGAGCCCACUGCCUUUCAGACUUUACUCUUUAGGUUUUUCAGUUUCCUGCCACAGAGUGAGGUGAUGCUGUCGUCGUCUGCCACAGUCUUUCUUUGGUCGUGUUCUUUUUGUAUUCCUGUGCCCCCUCCCUCCUCUCACUGUGUGCCCUGUGCUUUCUACCUGCUCAAUGCCUUUAAACUCACCGCUGAGUAGCAGCAGGUGGUCUGGAUCCGAGGACAGACCCAAACCUGUCCUCAGAUGGAACUGCUGGUCCACUAACACUUCAAUGAUCAGGGACCCUGGACACCAAACCAAACCCAUCAACUCCUGAAGAGACCAGUUUCAGCCAUGAACCCACGAGGCUAAAGGCUUCUUUAAUGUCUGAAGUCCAGUUUCACACAUCUGGAUCCAGGUUUCACACAUCUGGAUCCAGGUUUCACACAUCUGGAUCCAGGUUUCACACAUCUGGACCUCUACCAGACUUGUAAGGUUCAGGAGUUGGUGUGACGGUUCAGAGCCAGGGGUGGACCCAGCAGAGUUCUGUCAGAAGGUGGAUUUGGUUCCUCCGGGGACUGUCUUAGUCCUGCUAGACGACGACGAYGACGAUGAUGAUGAUGAUGAUUAUGAUGAUGAUACUAACGUCUUACAAACUGUAAAUAGUAAACGGACUCUUGAGCUACUUUUUGUCUGAUUUUGCACAGAAUGUAAAAAUCCUCACUUCUUCUGAUCUUAAGGUGAUUUAUUGUUCGUGGUCCUGAAGGUCCGGCUCUGUGGACACUGGAGGGGACACUGACCUGAUGGUCUGGUUCACCUGUGUGGGUUUGAAUGUAGAGGACCUCAGAGACAAAUGUUGGACAGCAGGUUUUACUCACAGUUUGUUUAAAAAUAAAAAUUUGAACCUGAAACCAGUUCUUAAAUGUCCUCUUGGACCAGGUUUUGUCUUGUCUGACCUUCACACUUCUCUCCAGAAGACUCUUGUCUCUGUGGAUGGCUGGAAGGGUUUGGAGCUUCUUUCUGGGUCCUCUGAGUCCAUGGUGAUGUAGAACUGACCUAACUAGGGACAGGGACACUGGUGGACUGAACCACUGUCCUUUCUUCUGAGGGGGACAGGUUAGUGUCUCUGCUGUUGUAGAACCUCUGUCAGGUUUAGAGUCACAGAUCAUUCCUGUCCACAAACUUAGUUCCUCUCAGAUGU
Messenger RNA from Austrofundulus limnaeus, 2518 nucleotides. Its product is annotated as protein MB21D2. Lineage: Eukaryota; Metazoa; Chordata; Actinopteri; Cyprinodontiformes; Rivulidae. The record is from RefSeq and is a predicted model, not a curated record.